AUGGCGCUCCUGCACGCGCCUCGCGUCGCGCGGCGCUGCGGCGACGUUGCGGCGCUCGUGAGGCACAUCAACAGUCUCGACUCGUACAUCGGUACUCGGAGCUCGAUGCACAGUCGAGGGAGCAUUUCCCAGUCCGAGACAGCUUCGUCCCUCUUGCAGAUGAGACGAGCGCUGUCGGACAGGGCGCGUGCGCCGUGCGCGGCGGCCGAGGCGGCGCCCUGCGCGCCCUGCGCCCGCGCGCCGCGCCCGCCCUGCCGCCGCCCCGCGCCGCCCGCCGCGCGCGGCGUGCGCGUCACGUGCUGCGCGCCGCCGCGGGGCGCGCGCCCGCCCUGCGCGCCGCCCGCCGCGCCCUGCGCGCGCUCCUGCGCGCACGCCGCUGCACAGGCCAAACUAGCGCCAAACAGCUGCUCCGCUCCGAGUCGAUGCGGGGAUCAGCUGGACUGGGUGGCGCGGCGCCUCGCGGCGGCCGACAGCGCGCGUCGCGAGCUCUACGAGCGCGAAGUGGCCGCGCGCCGCCCGCCCCCCGCGCCCGCGCGCGCGCCCUACCGCCUGCACGACGAGCGCGAGUGCCUGCGCGCCACGGACGGCCAGCACUACGCCGUGUCGCCCGCCGCCCGCUGCGGGUCGGACCGCGCGCCGCCGCCGCCCCGCGCCGUGCACGUCGAGCCCUUCGACCGCUGCGAGCUGCGCCGCGCCGCGCACCUCGACCCGUGCGGACACCGCCCGAGGAUCUUUCUCGACAUAGACCGCACUACGGCUCCGAGCCCCGCCGCUCCCACCACGAACGUUCCUGCCGAGCGUCCGCCGCCACCCGCGGGCCUGACGACGCGGAUCAUGGAGACGCUCCGACGGAGCGCGCCCGCCUCGUGUCCGCGCCGUCCAUGCGCGCCGCCCCGUGCGCCCGACGCUGGCCGGUGCGCGCGCUCGGCGUCACCCGCGUCCGUGCCGCCGCCCUGCACCGCGCCCUCCGUCACGGAGCGCCUGCGCCGCCGCCCGCGCAGCGAGGGCGCCCGGCCCUGCGACUCACGGCGCGAGUUCCACACGAGCACGGCGAGGCGCGGCUUGGGCGGCCCGUCUUCCCGGCCGGAUACGAGUCAAUCGAUCGAUGUGAAAUCGAGUGAAAGUACCCUGGAGGCCAUUUUGCGGGCGAGGGAGCGGCUCGAGGAGGCGGGUCGCGGCCGCGUGGUCGCCGCGGAGGGCGCCACAAGCGAGGCGCGUGGCGUGGGCGCCGGGGGACUCGAGCUGAAAAUUCCGCCUUCAGCGGAGGCAAUCCGCGUGCGGGUGUCGCUCGACUUCACCGCAGCGCAGGCGUCCUGCCUGCCCGCACCCUGCCUGCCCGGGCCCGCGCCAUCCGCACUCGACUCGCGGUCCGCAUCUACAUUUUGCAGUUCCGAUUCGUGGCUAUCGAUAAAAAAUAUACAGAAAAAGUUGUCGGGAGGGCGGAGCAGCGCUCAAGCCCCGCCCACGCCGCCGUGCCCGGCGCCAGCGCCGUGCUCGCAAAAGGAACAUCAUCCUGAAUUGAAAAAUAAAAAGAGAGAAACAGAAUUGAAACGGACAAAUUCCCCUUGCGCCCCGCCGCCGCCGCGCCAGCACCCGGCGAGCAGCGCGCGGGCGCCGCACGCGACGCGCGCGGGAGGGGGGCCGUGCGGCGCGGGCGCGGGAGGGGGCGCGCCGAUACAAAACAAACCAAAAUUUUCUUCAGUGCAAGAUUUAAUUAUUCCUGCUAAUUUAUCUUAAAAUGAUAGCAAUUAUAAUUAUUGCCGUAUGUCGCUUUAAAUACACUAAUUCCUGUAAAAUUUCAUUAAGUAAAUUUUGAAUGUUUUUUUUUAAUUUUGAUGAAAAGUGAAUAAAUUGACAGUGACGAAUUA
Maniola jurtina (meadow brown) is the source of this 1868-nucleotide messenger RNA. Its product is annotated as atherin-like. The transcript has 2 exons. Lineage: Eukaryota; Metazoa; Arthropoda; Insecta; Lepidoptera; Nymphalidae. The record is from RefSeq and is a predicted model, not a curated record. Bases 1 to 1737 code for a protein of 578 amino acids.